This is a messenger RNA of Ficedula albicollis (Collared flycatcher), 543 nucleotides long. RefSeq names its product keratin-associated protein 5-1-like. NCBI's taxonomy places the organism in Eukaryota, Metazoa, Chordata, Aves, Passeriformes, Muscicapidae. Bases 1 to 543 code for a protein of 180 amino acids. The record is from RefSeq and is a predicted model, not a curated record. The transcript has a single exon.
AUGGUAAAACACCCAACAAUCUCUGCAGGGUGCGGUGUGCGGUGCGCGGUGUGCGGUGAGCGGUGCGCGGUGUGCAGUGAGCGGUGUGCGGUGUGCAGUGAGCGGUGUGCAGUGAGCGGUGUGCGGUGCGCAGUGAGCGGUGCGCGGUGCGCGGUGUGCGGUGUGCAGUUAGCGGUGUGCAGUGAGCGGUGCGCGGUGUGCAGUGAGCGGUGUGCGGUGUGCAGUGAGCGGUGCGCGGUGCGCGGUGUGCGGUGUGCAGUUGUGCAGGGAGCGGUGUGCGGUGAGCGGUGCGCGGUGUGCGGUGUGCGGUGCGCGGUGUGCAGGGAGCGGUGUGCAGUGAGCGGUGCGCGGGGUGCAGUGUGCAGUGAGCGGUGUGCGGUGCGCGGUGUGCAGGGAGCGGUGCGCGGUGAGCGGUGUGCGGUGUGCAGUGAGCGGUGUGCGGUGCGCGGUGUGCAGGGAGUGGUGUGCGGUGAGCGGUGCGCGGUGAGCGGUGUGCGGUGCGCGGUGUGCAGUGAGCGGUGUGCGGUGCGCGGUGUGCAGUGA